Lentinula edodes (shiitake mushroom) is the source of this 775-nucleotide messenger RNA. RefSeq lists its product as uncharacterized. The transcript has 9 exons. NCBI's taxonomy places the organism in Eukaryota, Fungi, Basidiomycota, Agaricomycetes, Agaricales, Omphalotaceae. The coding region runs from base 356 to 688 and encodes 110 amino acids. The record is from RefSeq and is a predicted model, not a curated record.
AGUACCUGGGUUCGAGAAAAUUCUGGUGCUGAGAACGUUUAAACUAAACGAUGAUGCAGGGUGAGGAGUGGCAAGGAGUGGCUAAGGCCUGCUAAAGCUAGGAAUGAUCGUGACCUUGGUAUCAAGUAUUAUGUAGGCUAUUAUUGGCUCAGAUCCUUAGGAUGAUUCGUGUCAAGGUGCCCAUCCGAGUCAAGGGAGCUGUUAGGGGAGCGAAAAAGGGUAUAGAAGGAUCAUGGAAUUGUAGAACAUUUUCCCUCAGGCUGGCCCUCUUACCCACAUCGACGACGACAACUCACAUCGUAACUUUUCUUACUUUGACACAUACACCACCACCAAUAACUUUGACGACGAUACUAUGAGGUUCCUCACUCUCGCCGGCUUCUUCCUCCUGCUUGUAGCCGGAACCAUGACCAAGCUUGCGGGCCCACACGCCCGAUUGGUAGUCCAUGCUCGAUCAAGCUUGAUGGGCAGCAUUAUGUCCCUGGAACUUGUCAGAGAAAGUCAGGGUUCUCAUUUUACCGCCGCACGACGUGUAUGCCCAACUCGAUAUCCACUGGCGCUGGUGCAGGGUAUGGAACGUAUGGAACAAGCUAAGCUCCAGAGUAAUUUCAACUGCAGAGCAGUGUGGUGUAUGUUUCUUCACGCUUUUGCGCACCGUUGCUCCUUCUUCGAGACAUUUACGAUUUAGAGAGCUGAAAUUCUGUUUUAUGCGACUAGUUCUUGUGUGUUGUUAAAUUGUAUUUGGUUCCUCAAAAUGUUGAUAGAUUCGACUUUU